AUGGAUCCCCAUCCACGGGCGCACGUUCCUCUACUGGUUCGGAGCCAGGCCGAGCCUGUGCGUCGCCGACGUGAACACGGUGAAGCAGGUGCUCUCCGACCGCAGCGGGCUGUACCCCAAGAGCAUCGGGAACCCGCACAUCGCCCGCCUGCUCGGCAAGGGGCUCGUGCUCACCGACGGCGACGACUGGAAGCGCCACCGCAAGGUCGUCCACCCGGCCUUCAACAUGGACAAGCUCAAGAUGAUGACGGUGACCAUGUCCGACUGUGCCGGGUCAAUGAUGUCGGAGUGGAAGGCAAAGAUGGACAAGGGCGGCAGCGUGGAGAUUGA
Messenger RNA from Triticum turgidum subsp. durum (durum wheat), 330 nucleotides. The record is from the annotation of a GenBank genome assembly. NCBI's taxonomy places the organism in Eukaryota, Viridiplantae, Streptophyta, Magnoliopsida, Poales, Poaceae.